GCUGCCCAACGGUCCCAACCCGCUUCACAUGCCCCGCAAAGCCCUGCUUCCAACUUGUCAGACAGCCCUGCCGUGGUGGACGAAGCGGCAUCGCCACACAGCGUAGCCCCCGAAGUGGUUGACCUCACAGGUGAAUCCGAUUUGCAUUGGUAUUUUCGCAAGGCCUUUGCACACCGCCACGCCCGGCUCGACCUCGCAGUGUACAGGCGGCACAAAUUCCUGUACACAAGGCUAUGGGUCACACUGCAGCCCUGCAAAGAUCCUACAGAGCAUAUGCUUGCGGUUCUGAUCAACUUCAGGCCCAGCACCCUAGAAAGGUACCUUCGCACCGCCGCUUUGUUUUUGACUUUCAUGCACAGCUCUGCCCUGGACGUUCAUGAAGUAAGCCUCGCAGUGCUGCUGGAUUUUUUGGCUGCGGCUCGGGCGUCCAGCACGCAAGAUCGCGAAAUUCACCAAAUGUCGGCCAAUUCUUCGAUCAAAGCACUGCGGUGGCUCGCCAAACAUUCGCAAUGGACGAGCCUCGACUCCUCACUGCACAGCCCGGUGAUAUCUGCUUACGCCGCGCGCGGCACUGCCAAGGACCGCAAAGAAGCACUGCCCGUGCCAUGGUGCUUAGUGGCGGCGUGGGAAAUGCGCGUCUGCUGCUCCGCAACUCCGGUGACCACCACUCUUGCCCUUGGCGCCGCACUGCUGUGCGUCCACGCCAGCCUGCGCUUUGGGGAUGUGCAACGCAUAGAUUUCUCCAGCCUCUCUUUGUCUCGUGCGGCACUGCACGGCACUUGCUUUGCGACAAAAACCACCAGCACAGGUCAGCCCUUUGCCGUUUCGGUGGCGGGCCUAACGGGGCGCAGCGCUCAGUCUUGCUGGACCCUGCACUGGCUGUCGGCCCUGCACGGCCAAGCUCAGGCAUUUGGCUGCCCGGAUACCUUCGACUUCUUGUGGCCCAAUUCCGCCCCGGAACUCGGGGCUCUACCCGAGCUCGCGCCAGCAUCGUAUUGCGCAGCAAUGCUCACAAUGCGCUGGGCGGCGACCCUCCCAUGGCUCCCGCCCGGCCAAGGUCUCCUGGCUACGGAGGCCAAACAACUCACCUUGCACAGUUUAAAGUCUACAUGCCUAGCCGCAGCGGCACAGCUACGUAUAGCCAAGGACGAUCGUCUUUUGCAGGGACAUCACCGUGACUCGGCGGCCCUGUAUAGCCGCAAUGACACUUUCGCCAGCUUGGAUGUUCAGGCGAAGCUCAGCACUGCAAUGGCGGACGGUUGGCGCCCUGAGCGCAGCAUGGGCAGGGGAGGUCAGGCCCCGAUACCGGAGCCGCCGUUCGCGCUGCCGCCCGGCCCUGUGCUGCAAUCGCUCCAGGCACCGGAUCUCCUCGCCGGCGCCUGGUCGUACUUCACUACAAGGCAUGAAAAGCUGCACGCCGCUGAGGAGGCGCUAGUUUCGGCCGCACAGCCGCCAGCCGCACCGACUCAGCUGGAUGCUUCUCUCGAAUCUCCAGCUUCAUCACCUUUGCCAUGCGAUGUUGAAGCCGACAUGGUCGAGAAAGCCGCUCUUGACAGGCAGGGCACAGACAGCUCCGAGCAAUCAUCGGCAUCAUCGGUGGAUUCGGACAACGACCAAGCACCGUUGGAGCUCCGCAUGCCUAGUUCGGCUGCCAAGUACGCGUGCAACGGCCCAUGGGGGCGAUGGCAUGCCGUCCGCGCAGACGCGCAUCAAGGUCAGCCCCGCACGGCAUGUGGGGUGCCACUCGGCAUUGCGGCACAAUACUCAGAUCGCCCGCAUGGCCUCUUCUGUAAGCGCAAAGCAUGCGUAGGGAUCCGCGCGGCACGGGACGCGCUCUGA
Messenger RNA from Symbiodinium necroappetens, 1839 nucleotides. The record is from the annotation of a GenBank genome assembly. Lineage: Eukaryota; Dinophyceae; Suessiales; Symbiodiniaceae.